CAGGGUAGGGUUUGCCAAAUCUCAGUCACGGUCUGCGUCUGAGUGGUAUAGGACCAGAGUGGAGCCAGGAGCAGCCCUUGCCUGUGGUGGACCUGCUGUGCUCAUACCAUCUUAUGGUGGUACCAGUGGCUUGGUCUGUGCCCACACAAGGUGAUGGACAGCAGAGCAGAGAUGGAGGUUGUGAGAAGCACAAAAGGGAAUGCUGCUGGGGAGGUCAGUGUCCAUGUGGUCACCACUGAGAGCACUGUGCAGAGCACUCACCUGCCAACGACUGCCUUCAUCAUACCAGCAAACGCCACUACCAUCAACCUUCCUGCAAGCACCUUAGAAAUCCAGCGAUUCCCGAGGGAGCCACAGAGAAGCACAGGGGCUGAGAGGCCAGAGAGGGGAGCAGGGAGUGAACCUGUCACAGCUACUGUCAUCCCUCAGAUCAGCGGGGUGCAGACCUGCAACACAGUCCGUGUGCUGGAGUGGAAGGAUGGGGUGGCUACUUUGCCUGGAAGUAACCUGCGGUUUCGAAUAAAUGAGUAUGGGACACUGAAGGUGGUGAGUGCUGAUAAGAUGCCUCCAUCGGAAGCUAUAAAGGAGGGCCACGCAGAGAAAGAUGGGGACUCAGAGGUGGCACCAACUAGCAGGGACAAUCCUACUCCUGCUCAGGAUGUGUCAGAACAGCCCAAGCUGCCAACACCAGAAAGCAUGUGCCACUGUGACACAUGUGGCCGGAGACAUGUGUCAGAUGGAGCCCGGGAAGGCAGGGGCUUCUGCAGCGAGCACUGUCACCAGCAGUUCAAAGAAAGGUCUGUCAUCGUGGAAAACUCUGCCAGCAGCACCAACACCACUGAAAUCCUCAAGCCUGUUAAGAAAAGAAAGAGGAAGGACUACCAGAGCCCUUCAGAGGAAGAAUAUGAAUCUGAGCAAAUGGAGGAAAAGCAGGAAGAGAGGAAGAACUCUGUGGGAGACUCUGCCAUCAGCAAUCUGGAGGCUGACACGUGGAAUGGGAGCCAGCACGGUACGGAGGGGCCAGGUGCCAGCGAGGAGAAGAAAGAAGGCUGGUCUUGGGCGUCGUACCUGGAGGAGCAGAAAGCUGUCGCUGCCCCUUUAGAUCUCUUCCAGGAUUACCAAGUAGCUUCCCAGCACAAGAAUGGCUUUAAAGUGGGGAUGAAGCUGGAGGGAAUCGACCCACAACACCCAUCCAUGUACUUUGUCCUGACAGUGGCUGAGGUGUGUGGUUACCGGAUGCGUCUCCACUUUGAUGGCUACUCUGAGUGUCAUGAUUUCUGGCUGAAUGCUGACUCCCCUGACAUCCACCCUGCGGGCUGGUUUGAGGAGACAGGACAUAAACUCCAGCCUCCAAAAGGGGUUUUAGGUUAUAAGGAGGAAGAAUUCAGCUGGACAAACUACCUGAAGAUAACAAAGGCUCAAGCAGCUCCUAAGCAACUCUUCGUGAUCCGAAAUACUCACGAGGCUCCUCCAGGCUUUGAGGUGGGCAUGAAGCUUGAGGCUGUGGACCGCAUGAACCCUUCCCUGAUCUGUGUUGCCACAGUGACUGACGUGGUGGACAAUCGCUUUUUGGUGCACUUUGACAACUGGGAUGAUACUUACGACUACUGGUGUGACCCCAGCAGUCCAUACAUCCACCCAGUCGGAUGGUGUCAGGAGCAUGGCAAACCCCUCACACCUCCUCAAGAUUAUCCUGACCCUGACAACUUCAUCUGGGAAAAGUACUUAAAAGAAACUGGAGCAUCUGCUGUUCCAGCUUGGGCCUUUAAAGUCCGCCCACCCCAUGGCUUCCUGGUCAACAUGAAGCUGGAGGCAGUGGACAGAAGAACUCCUUCCUUUAUCCGAGUGGCUAGUGUGGAGGAUGUGGAAGAUCAUAGGAUAAAGAUCCAUUUUGACGGCUGGAGCCAUGUGUAUGAUUUCUGGAUUGAUGCAGAUCAUCCGGACAUCCACCCCAUAGGCUGGUGCUCAAAAACUGGGCACCCACUGCAGCCUCCUCUUAGGCCAAAGGAACCAGCCUCCUCUUCCCAUGGGGGCUGCCCAACCCUGGGCUGCAAGAACAUGCCUCACACCAAGAGCUCCAAAUACAGCUUUCACCACAGGAAGUGCCCCACACCAGGCUGUGAUGGGUCAGGACAUGUGACUGGGAGAUUCACAGCCCACUACUGCCUCUCAGGGUGCCCACUGGCAGAGAAGAACCAGGGCAGACUCAAGGCAGACUUGUCCGACACUGAGGCCUCAGCUCGCAAGAGGAACCUGAUGGGCUUCCCUCAGCGGAAGAAAUCCCGGCACCACGGGAGAGGGCGACCUCCAAAGUACCGGAAGAUCCAGCAGGAAGACUUCCAAACUAUUUCUUCAGACAAUAUGCACCAGUCGCUCUUCAUGUCUGCCCUGUCUGCCCAUCCUGACCGCUCUCUGUCACUCUGCUGGGAACAGCAUUGCAAACUCCUGCCAGGGGUGGCUGGCAUCACAGCAACCACAGUGGCCAAGUGGACCAUCGAUGAGGUUUUUAGCUUUGUUCAGACUCUGACGGGUUGCGAGGACCAAGCCAAACUCUUCAAGGAUGAGAUGAUUGAUGGUGAAGCAUUCCUCUUGCUGACUCAGGCUGACAUCGUCAAGAUUAUGAGUGUUAAGCUGGGCCCAGCACUCAAGAUCUACAAUGCCAUCCUCAUGUUCAAGAACGCUGAUGACACCUUAAAGUGACUUUUCUUGGCCCCGUUGGGACCGUCCUUCAGCACUGGUGCUGCCAAACUGUCUGGCCAGGACAGAGAUUCCCCCGACCGCCCGCAGCUUGUCGUGUCCUGCAGCAUCUCUGCUCUCCCACCAGUCCAUCUCCUGUCCUCUCCCUCACUCUCUCUCCAUGCUGCCUCUCUGCUCCAGCGCUGGGUACAGGCUGACCACGAGCCUUGGGGGUGGCUACACAGGCAGCAGGUGGAUGUGGGACUAGCCUGCCUCAGUGCGAAAGCUGCCCCGAUGUCCUGCUAUGACUGCACCUAUUCGGGUGUGUUCAGGGAUGGCGGAGCAGUGCAGAGGUUGUAGCAGCUGGGCACUGGCACCACAGCUUAAGCCACCAAGAUAAGGCUACAUACUCACAGGCUGGUCUUGCCUUUGCUCAGCAGCUGAGAGAGAUUUUUUUUUUUUCUCAGUGUGUUCCUCUCAGAGGGCUUGGAUGCUCCCAAGGAGCUUUUGCUCACUUUGCCUUUUCCUAUCUGAAAUCUUGUGACUCGAGACUAGAUGAUAACUUUGCUUUGCCCCUUCACCGCACUGGGAACCAGUGGCCCAUCUUUCCCCCACUGGGAGCAGUGUUUCCUGGCUGCAGCUCUGCCCAUGACCAGCAUCUCUGUUUUAUUCCUCUUUACUGUAAUGCAGCAAAUCCAUGGGGUCAGAGCUGGGUGGAUGCAGAACAAGCUGCAUUUCCACUUGCACUUCAGGCUGUCUUCGACAACAUGUCUCUGGGAGAAACAAUGCUUGGUUAGUUUGUUCCCUCCUGCAGCAAUUAAAAAAUCUUCUGUGAAGGAGAGUCAGGUCUGCUUUGGCCCACUUGGGGCCUUGGCGAACCUGAUCUCGUGGGUGGCAGCCCUGCCUAUGGCAGGGAGUAUGGAGUUAGAUGAUCUUUAAAAGUCCCUUCCAACCCGAGCCAUUCUGUGAUUCUGUGAUUAGGAGCAAGGCCCUUUCUAGAGUUGAGACCGCUGCCAAGGGCAAAAAUUAUCUGUAGGCAGAAUCAGGGCUUGGUUCCUAAAGCAUUCCUGACUUGACUGACUUGAUCCUGUCAAGCUGCCUUCUACCCCUUUUUUGCCCUUGAGAGGCCCCCAGACUUUCCUGUGUGAAGAGCAGGAUCCUCUGCUGUCUUCUAGAUUCCUUCCCUUCAAACCAAAAGAAAGCCAGCAGCUAACUGUUUUUCCUUCCUUCCUUCCUUCCUUCCUUCCUUCCUUCCUUCCUUCCUUCCGUCCUUUUAGUAACAUGCCACCUUUCCAACAAGGGUGCAAGCACUUUGGAAAUGCCCACGUAACUCUCCCUUGCAAUGGGGGAGGUUCCUGGCGCAGUCAGAUAUUCCGUGUGUUCCCAGGUACCAGGGAUGAGCCCUGUAGCACCCACACUGCACUUGCUGUACUUUGUCAUCCUGCGGGUGCUGCUGGAGCAGUGGUAUGGCAGUGCAGUGCUGGAGGGCAGCCACCCAACCCAAGGGCUCUCCAUAGCGUGCCGUGAUGUUAUCCAAGUCCCACAUCCACUUUCUUUCUCGUUCCCAAGAAUGACAUGCCAGAGCAAAACAUUUUUUUCCCCUUUUCCAGUGUCCAAAGACAGAGAUUAAGGGUCUUGGUAAGUGCCCUAGCAAUGUCUUUUGGAGCAGAACUGCCUUGGAAGCCACUGUUACACUUGGGUCAAUCUGUUCUAGGAUUCCCAUGGAAAUGUAGCAUUUUGACUCUUUGUUACUGAAUAUUUGGGGUCACAUUUGACCUGCUCUUGAAAUGUCUGCUGCUUGCUCUUUAUGCAGGACUUGAAACUAGUCCGUGUAUUUAUUUUGUCAAUGCUUGGGUUUGAGUGAGCUCUCCCUCUCCUUUCCCUAUUCACUUUCUUUCACCUUUUCAAGCACUGUGGUGUGGCCAGCUGUGGCGAGAGGGUGAGUAGGAAAGAAAAACUGGGUCCCACAGUUACUCCUAGUCACCUUUGAUUCAUGGUAAAUGGUCCUGAAGGUGGUCUCUUCAGCUAAUGGGGAGUGUCUUCCUGGGCCACUGCGUGCUAGGGGAGAGGAGGAGCAGGCCUAGGACCUUCAGCUGUGGGACUCUUCAUGCAAGCCCUGCUGAGACAUCUUCAGGUGUGAUCUGGAAUGGUUCCUGCUUGGCUCUUGUUACCCUUGCAUAGGGUGUGGUUAUUGGGCUCGUAAGGAAACAACUUAUGAACGUCCUGUUCUCGUCUACUCCCUUCCCUUAUGCAAAGCCAUUCCUCCUGCUGGAGAAGGGACUAAGCAGUGUCACUGGGUGCUAGGAGAGGAGUGUCAGAUUAGGAACCCGUGUGAGUGAUGGAGUGCCUUGUUUCUCACAGGGCUGCCCUGGGAAGCAGAGGUAGUGGUGAGUUCAGAAGAUCCCUGCUGAAGGGGAAGAGGAGCCAUAAAGCUUUCAAGACCAGGCACAUCCAAUGCCAUCAGCUCUUGCUCUGUUGCAUGUAGUUGAGCCAUGCUCUGCCUAGGCAGCAGGCAAACAGGCAGAGGUGUGUGCUCUGUACUGUGCCAGCCUUCAGCAUCAGCAGGAAGCUAUGCCAAUGGCAUAAUGCCACACCUGGGCUCUUCUGACCUCCCUUUAAGCAAGCAGCCCCAAACCGGACAGGACUGCAGAGGUGCUUUCCCUUGGCUGUGAGGUCUGGCUGCAGAGCUGGAUCCCAGCCUCUGCAGGAUCUGAGCUCUGCCCAGGGAGCAGCUGUGAGGAAAACCAGCCCCACUUGAAAGGGGAGGGUCUCUGCUGCACACACUUGUCUGCUGCUUGAACACCAGUUCUUCAGCCUCUUAGGCUGUCUCUCAGCCCUUUGGGUACAAAUCUUCUGGGUUGUUUUAGGUGAAGGAGUUAUAGGGUUUGUAGAUGGUCAAGGGCUAGUUGCUGUUAAAACUUAUAAGGCUUUUUGUUUCCUUUAAAAAGGAAACCAAACCCAAAGUAUUGUGUGUACAUGUGGAUGGGUGUUUGUGGGUACCAGUGUGGAAAAAAAAAAAAAAUCACAAUAUCAUGUCCUCCACUGUUGGUGUGAUGCUGUUUUAUUGUGAUGGUCUCUGAAGCCAUGGAGGUGGCAGACCCCAGCCCAGGGUCUCAGGCAACACAUUCUCCAUGAGCAGAAGUUGUCUCUGGUCCCAAGAAGGAAGCCAGGAGAAGGAAGGUUCGCUUGCACCCCUGGCCUUGGCAAGUCCUCUGUCUUCAAAGAGCAUUGACCAAGAGGCCCUCUUCAGGGAGCAUCAAGGGCAGCUGUGACCAAGGCAGAAGGACCAAAGUUUCCUUUCCUUUUCACCCAAUGAGACUCCUUGCAGGAACAUCCACUGCCGUGUCACCGAGAAGCUGGAGUCAACACAGGGACUGAAUUGGGCCCACAGGUCUGGGGCCUUCCUGAGAGCUGUGACGACAGCGAAAGCUUCUAAGUCAAUGAAGGGUUUUUGAAGUCAAAUGUAUUUGUGAGUAGAGGCUCCCCACGCCUGUGCUCCCGUUGUUCCUGUUCCUGCUGGAGCCAUGUGGGAUGUCCCACCAAACACUGGCUUCGGGCACAAGGCAUCUUCUGGGGUGGCAGUUCCACAGGUGGGUCUGGGUGUGUGGGGACUGUUGGAGUCUCUUGAGAAGGGAUUUUUCCUUGUGGAAACACGCAGCGUGAUGGUGCGAGGCUGAGGUCUCCAUUUCUGAAAGUAGCCAGUCUGAAGCUCAGCAAGGAGGGUGACAGUUUUCUGUCUUGCCAGAGACCAAGUUUGUCUGGGUGUGUUUAUGGCUUAGGGCAGGUGCCUCCUGCAGAGGCAGUCGGGGGACUUGAGUGCAAUGAAAGGAGUUGGAGAAGAGGAGGGAGCCUUGAGAGAAACACAACUUGGAUGCUUCUGCUCUUCUGUUCCUCAGUCCUCAACCUCUUUGGGGUAACCCCUUGGUGUACAGGAGAGGGAAAUAGCCAACCGCUGCAGCACAGCUCUGUCCCUCCAAUCCACCCCUUCCUUCUUGGGAGGAGAAAAAGAGGGGUAUGUUUUGGAAAGAUUAUGAUAAAGCCUUUUUGCACUUUCAUUCAUUUUGCACUCGUUUUUAUUUUUAUUUUUAUUUUUAUUUUUCAGUGUUUUUGAUAUUUGCACCUCCCCUUUUUGUGUUUUCAUAGCAAAAAUACUUUUGUUGUAGCCAGUGAAGCUAUCCCAAACUUUGUGUCCUGAGUAUACAGAAGUUUAAAGGUCUUAUAUAUAUAAAUUUAUAACUGUAUAAAAAUAAAUUUAUAUAUAUAGAUCACGAUGUGAUGUGUUUUGUCAGUGUUUUAAAAUAAUAAAUGAAUGUGAGCAAUGG
This is a messenger RNA of Cygnus atratus (black swan), 6998 nucleotides long. It is a transcript of the gene L3MBTL1, whose product is annotated as L3MBTL histone methyl-lysine binding protein 1. Gene Ontology annotation, molecular function: protein binding; zinc ion binding. Gene Ontology annotation, cellular component: nucleus. The record is from RefSeq and is a predicted model, not a curated record. Bases 154 to 2700 code for a protein of 848 amino acids. NCBI's taxonomy places the organism in Eukaryota, Metazoa, Chordata, Aves, Anseriformes, Anatidae. The transcript is spliced from 22 exons. Gene Ontology annotation, biological process: regulation of DNA-templated transcription.